CCUAUCUGUCAUGUUUGACAGGUUUGUCAAAAUAUGAUAUUUGAAUAAACAAUCAUUACAUUAGUGUUUGAAUCUGAUAAUCUAGUUGAGUUUGGUGCGACAAAUUCACUUAAACGAUGGAGAAAUAAUACUCAAAACAUAUUUGGGAUGGAUAAGUACGAUAGGGAUGCAACACCAGUCUGGGAAUGCUGUGUGGGGAGUUUCAGAGCCUGCCACUCGCUUUAAAUUUAAGAAUAUCGGGUGUUACAGAUGUGCGUAAUCCGUACCUUUCUUUGUUAGCUCUCGUCGAAGGCAUGGCCACCAUUCCAGCUAAUGGUACACAGGAAGAAGAAGAAGAUAUUUAUUUAGGUAAAGAAAACGGACUCAUGAGUUACGAAAACCCAAAUUAUCAUUUGGAUUCCGCCAAAUUGGAUGACGCACUCAAUUCAAAUACAACAGAUGAUAAUCUUUAUAAGGACAUAUAUCAAAAUAUCGACAUUUGCAAUAUGGUACAUGGAAUAAAAAGCUCUCUGUCUAACAACUCUGCACGCAAAACAUACGCUUCUUUAGGUAUAGAUUCAAUGGGAGUGGACAUAACCACCGGACCAAUAACCAAUCGAGAUUGCUACAAUGAGGAUUAUAGAACUCCAACAACAGAGACAAGCACCGAGAAUAUAGACAAUCAGGAGGGGGAAGUUGAAAUAAAACAUAUAACUGGUAAUUUGAAUAAUGAUCUAUACGCUGUACCAGUUAAAAGACGUCAGAAGAAACCUCAGCUCAUUGAACAUGAAAAAGAGGAGAAAGAAGGAGAAGACGUCGAAUUGCCACCAGGUUGGGAGAAACACGAAGAUCAUGAUGGUCCUUAUUAUUGGCAUAUCAAGAGUGGAACUAUUCAAAGAGAACUACCUGUGUCGGAUAAAAGCGAACAGGAGAAAGCUAAUAUAAAUAAUUUUUCUCACUGUGCUGAAGAUUUUAUUUCAUCCUACGAAAAUACUAUAUGUUCUGUAACUAGAAGUAGUACUAGUUCUGCACUUGAUACCGAUUUGGAAGAAAGAAAAUUGAAAGAGUCUUACAAGCGAAGAAGUUAUCCAGCAAAAUUCGAAGAGGUGAAGAAUAAUACUAUCCGCUUUGCCGUCAGAUCUUUGGGAUGGGUUGAGAUAUCUGAGGAUGAUCUCACUCCAGAGCGAAGUAGCAAAGCUGUGAAUAAAUGUAUUGUUGAUUUGUCUGUAGGGAAGAAUGAUUUCCUUGAUGUUGUCGGACGUUGGGGAGAUGGCAAAGAUCUCUUCAUGGAUUUGGAUGAAGGAUCGCUGAAAUUGAUAGAUCCAGAAAAUAUGACAGUCUUGAAUACUCAGCCGAUACACACAAUAAGAGUUUGGGGAGUAGGAAGGGAUAAUGGAAGGGAAAGAGAUUUUGCUUAUGUGGCAAGAGAUAGAAGCACUAGAAAACACAUGUGUCACGUGUUCAGAUGUGACAUGCCCGCUCGCACCAUUGCAAACACACUAAGAGAUAUAUGUAAAAAAAUUAUGAUAGAGCGCAGCUUACAGCAGAACAUGGGUAAAACUAAUGACAUAGGGACAAGACCUAUGGCAGUUAGACCUACCAAUUUACCCACCGAGAACAGACGUUCUCUGAAGAAUGGCAUUAUCACUCACUCAUUUCCUACGCCUAUGGAAGAACCAAAGAAAAUACUCAGGGCCCAGUAUUUAGGCUCAACUCAAGUUCCUAGGGCUACUGGUAUGGAUGUAUUGAAUGAAGCGAUAGAUACACUGGUCGCAGCAGUACCAAAAGAAAAAUGGCAAUAUGUUAAUGUAGCUAUAGCACCUUCUAUGAUAACGAUCCAAUUAACAAGUGAUGAGCUUUUAGCCGAAUGUAGAGUAAGAUAUUUGUCCUUCUUAGGCAUUGGGAGGAUAGUGAAAUACUGCGCAUUCAUAAUGCACACUUCGGAGGACAAAUUUAUUGCACAUGUGUUUUAUUGCGAGCCUUCUUCGGGCGCUUUAUGUAAAACAAUUGAAGCAGCUUGUAAAUUAAGAUAUCAAAAGUGUCUAGAUGCUCAUCCUCAAGGAUUUGAAUCCUAUAAUGCCAACUUGAAUACGCCUGGCAAAAGUAUUGGCGCAGCUUUGAAGUCCUUCGUUGGAUCAAUCACGAAGCGAAGGAGUAAAUGUCCAGAUUCUUGAAAACAGAUUUGAAUCUCUAGAUGAUUUUAUUUUAUUAUAUUGCAAUUUAAAAUUUCUAUGCUUAUUACUGUAAUGUACAAAGAUUUAUUAGUAUUUUCAAUUUUGAAGUAUAUCAUUUGCAAUAAUAAUAUCAAUUGAAAAAGAA
Coccinella septempunctata (seven-spotted ladybird) is the source of this 2298-nucleotide messenger RNA. RefSeq names its product protein Fe65 homolog. NCBI's taxonomy places the organism in Eukaryota, Metazoa, Arthropoda, Insecta, Coleoptera, Coccinellidae. The record is from RefSeq and is a predicted model, not a curated record. Gene Ontology annotation, molecular function: transcription factor binding; amyloid-beta binding. Bases 186 to 2153 code for a protein of 655 amino acids. Gene Ontology annotation, biological process: regulation of DNA-templated transcription. Gene Ontology annotation, cellular component: cytoplasm; nucleus. The transcript is spliced from 12 exons.